AUGAAAUUCGGAUCGCAAUUGAAGAACGCCAUUUACCCCGAGUGGCAAUCGCACUACAUUGAUUAUGACGGGCUCAAGAAGAAGCUGAGAAAGGCUGAAAAGGACCGACCUUUCACCGAGAAGGACGAGACUGAAUUUGUCGAGGUAUUGGAUGCCAACUUGGAAAAGGUGUAUGCGUUCCAUCAACAAAAGCAUGAUGAGAUCAUCAGUGGAAUCGAUUCGUGGGAUCAAGUGAUUGCUUCAGAGCCCAAUGCUUCCGAUAUGGCCAAUAUCCAAGAGCACAUCAAUGAGAUUGCAGAUGAUGUGAAUCGACUCGCAAGGUUUUCUCGUCUCAAUUACACCGGCUUCCUCAAGAUUGUCAAGAAACAUGAUCGCCACACCAAUUACAUCUUGCGUCCCAUGUUUAUGGUGCGACUCAACCAGUGUCCCUUCUGGAAGCAAGAUGAUGAUGCUCUUCUUAUCAAGCUAUCAGAACUCUUCAGCAAAGUGCGUGAUGGUGGCAAGCAAAUGUCAUUCAAGACGCCCAUUCUGAAACAAUCAACAACCGAAUAUGGGGAACAAGUGGUGGAUCAUCGACGUGUACUCGUGAAACGCUUUUUCGUCCAUGCCGACAACAUUUUGGAACUCAAGACCUACGUCCUGCGACAUUUGCCAGUGCUCGUUUAUCGUGAUAAUGGCGUCGACCAUGAUGAUAUCGAUCCACCCAUCUCAUCAUUGUACCUGGACAACAUGUCACUCGAUAGCUACAAUGAUCGUGUUGAAUCAGCUGAAGGCUCUCAGGUGGUACGCUUACGGUGGUAUGGAAGUGCAAAGAACAACACAUCCAUUGUAUUUGAACGGCGCACAUUGGCGGAUGAAGAACAAGGUGAAUUGACGGAUCGGUUCAUUAUCAAGGACAAGUACGUUUCCGGGUUCCUGAAUGGUGACCAAACAUUUAUCCACAAAGCCGUCAACAAAAUGCGAAACAAUUUGGGCAAGUCAGAGGAGGACGUUGAAAAGUUUGAAGCAUUCGCUCGUGAUCUUCAACGUAUGAUUAAGGAAAAGGAUAUGCAACCAGUGCUUCGAACCUAUUACAAGCGCACAGCAUUCCAAAUCCCAGGAGACAAUCGAUUGCGUAUGGCAUUGGAUACCGAUCUUUGUUUUAUUCGCGAGGAUACCAAUCUAUUUUCAAAUGACCCCAUUAUUCGUCGUCCUGAUGGUUCUUGGCACCGCCCAGAUGCUGAUAUCGAAUAUCCAUUCACCAAUCUGAAACCAGAAAGCGACAUCAAUCGUUAUCCUUAUGCCACAUUUGAGAUUAAGCUCGACCUUGGACCUGGAGAAACUGAACCAGAGUGGAUCAUUGAUCUUGAAGAGAGCGGCAUUUUGGAAGAAACGCACCAAUUCAGCAAAUUUGUUCAUGGCAUGGCUUUGAUGUUUGAUACACGUGUGGCGUUGCUUCCCUAUUGGCUUGCUCAGGUGGAUGAAGAUGUGGAACAACUCCCUGUGCUUCCAUCACAAACACCAUCGGUGGGCAAAAAGACACACAAAGGAAAAGGAAAAGCAUCGUCGCCUCCAUUAUCCAAUGUAGCGGAUGAAGAUGUGUGCCUGGUUCUGGAACCUGCCACUCCUAGGUCACCUGUCAAUGAGCGUACGUCUUUAUUGGGUGGUCAACAUCAGCGAGGUAGCACUCGAUACAUGGGUAUUAUGCCAUCACCUCCUUCAUCAACGGAUGGAUCACUUCAAGAAGAUGGAUACAAUUGGAAGGAUACGUUGAAAACGAGCUGGAGCCAAUUGGUUCAUCGUCGCAAGAAAACCAAAUAUCCACCUGUUGUUCUUCCACCUGGUGUCAAGGUGCCCAAGAAGGUCGUCACUCCUUUACGUGUUGAACCCAAAGUCUUUUUCGCUAAUGAACGCACCUACUUUGCAUGGAUGUCUCUUGGUUCGCUUUUAUCGACAUUUUCUAUCGCCCUCUUCAAUGCUGGUGAUGCAGUAGCCAAGGUGUGUGGUAUUGUGUAUACAUUGGUGUCACUCUCUACGCUCAUGUAUGGUAUGGGUCUCUAUUAUCGACGUCGUGAGUUGAUUCGUAACAAGCUUCCUGGUCCAUACGACGACAUCUCUGGUCCCACUGCCAUUUGCUUUGCUUUGCUAUUUGCUGUUGGAUUCAAUGCUUACCUCAAAUUCACCGUUCAUACACCCUCUCUCUUUUACUUUCAUUGA
Molecule: messenger RNA, 2196 nt
Organism: Lichtheimia ornata
Lineage: Eukaryota; Fungi; Mucoromycota; Mucoromycetes; Mucorales; Lichtheimiaceae
Exons: 3
Coding region: 1-2196 (731 amino acids)
Cellular component (GO): fungal-type vacuole membrane; vacuolar transporter chaperone complex
Source: RefSeq, a predicted model, not a curated record